Messenger RNA from Rhizophagus irregularis DAOM 181602=DAOM 197198, 1853 nucleotides. Lineage: Eukaryota; Fungi; Glomeromycota; Glomeromycetes; Glomerales; Glomeraceae. The record is from RefSeq and is a predicted model, not a curated record.
CUUUAAGACUGUUCAUAAAUUUAAAAAUUUUCCCACCAUUUUUAAUCAUCAUUAUUUUAUCCCUUCAAUGGUUUUGAGCCAAAUUUACUCGAGAUUUAUUUGAAUCAUUGCCAUUGAGGGGAUAUAUCAUUUUAUUUUGACAUAAAGGCUUAAUUAAUUUACCAAUACUAUUUACACGAACAAAUAAUCAUGACAACAAAUUUCCAAAUCAUUAAUAUGUACUUUCUUAAAAUAAUAACAAAAUUGAUAUAUUAUAUAAAAUAUGGACCAUCAAAAGUUAAGAUUUUUAGGACAUCAGAUUAUGAUCUGAAUAAGGAUGAACGAAAAGAAAAAUAUGAAAAUUAUUAUAUAUUAUGUGAAAAAUGUAUCCAAGAAAUUAAUAAACGAGAUUAUAAAUGUAAAGAUUGUUAUAAUAAGGAAACUGAUCCUAAUGAAAAAAUUCGUAUGCGACUUGGAAGUUGUAAAGAAUGUCAUCAAGUAAAUAAAUAUUCUGUUGGAUGUUUAUCUUGCAUUGUUAAGCAUUUUAAAAAAGAUUUUGAUAAAUGGACUAGCGGUAAUGAAGCUAUUGAUAAACUAAUAUUAGAAAAUCAACUCUCUUUUAAUAAUUACAAUGAUUUAUUAGAAUGGAUUCCGUAUAAUAAAUUUGAAAGUAUUAAAUAUAUAGCUGAAGGAGGGUUUGCUAAAGUAUAUUCAGCUAAAUGGAUAGAUGGCCGAAUUAAAAGAUGGAAUCCAUUGUCUAAUAGUUGGGAAAGGAGCGGGAAAAUAAAAAUUGCUUUGAAAAUAUUAAAUGAUUCGGAAAAUAUCAGUGAAAAUUUUCUAAAUGAGAUAAAAGUUCUUAUUAAAGCCAGUUAUCCAGGAAUAGUGAAAUGUUUCGGAAUUACUCAAGAACCCAUAUCACUUAAUUAUGCAUUAGUAUUAGAAUACGUGAAAAAUGAUUUACGUUCAUAUCUAUAUCAAAAUAAUAAUAAUUCAAUUACAUGGGGACAGAAAUUGAAUAUUAUUAAACGUAUUUGUUAUGGACUUCAUAUUAUUCAUGAUAUGGAAUUAAUUCAUAAAGACCUUCAUCCAGGCAACAUUUUAACCGAUGUUGUUACACUUAUCAGUGAUUUUGGUUGUUGCAUUCCAGCAAAUAUAACUUCAUCAGAUUCGUAUAUCUAUGGAGUAAUGCAAUAUAUGGCACCAGAAAUAUUACGUGGAAAACAACAUACAUUAGCGUCUGAUAUAUAUUCUUUGGGUAUCAUCAUAAAUGAAAUAAUUACCAUAACGCCACCAUUUAAUAAUCAACCACAUGAUCAUUUUCUCGCAUUGGAUAUUUGUCAGGGUUUACGUCCAAAUACUAUUAGAACAGAAACAAUAAAAACUUCAUAUUCAUUAAAUUUUUUAAAAGAACUAAACGAAUUAAUUGAAGAAUGUUGGGAUGCAAAUCCAAAAAAUCGACCCACUUCUAAAGAAAUUUGCGAUAUUUCUUUAGAUAUUUUAAAUAAUUACACCAAUCAAAAGCAAGUUGAAGAACAGAAAAAUCCAUCAAGUAAUUUUGAUGAAACCAUCAAUAUCACUUUAAAUUUAUCAAAUACAAUUAAAACUCAUUCACAACCUAUUUAUACAAGUAAAAUUCUUGAAUUACCACCAUACCUACCAGAACCAACAAAUUGUCCAAAUCAACAAGAAUUUGUAUCAUCAAGAAUCGCACAAACUGUACAAUCAGAAAAAUUUAACGACCCGCAAUCUGAAUGUUUAGAAUGUAUUAUUAAAGAUCGAUAAAUAUAUCUUUAUAUUUAUGUACAUCUUGUACUAUUACCAUUAAAGUAUAAUAAAUUUAAUUCUUAUGUUUAAUCAUUAUACAAGUUUUCCAU